CUGGUACACGUCACCGGGGCUCGGUCGCUUCCCUUUGUGCUGUCUUGUGAUCUCGCUGUCAGUGUGCUUCUUUCCAGGAAACUGUUACUUCUGAAUGCUGCCCUGUCGGGGGUGAAGCAUGUGCGUCUGGGGCUGCUGUUUACAAGGCGAGAAUGAGGAGAAGGAGGACGAGACUGUUCCUUUUUCUAAAACCGCGCAGGUCCCAAAGCAAGUGAAGGUGCUGAAGAAAGGAGAGAAGAUUGUCUUAAAAUAUGUAAAUGUCAAGGAAUACGAUGAAAGGUUUGAUGAGAUUGCCGAGCUGUACAACAACCAGAUGGAAAAUUACAUGACUAUGAAGAAGAGUUUAUUUGAACUUAAUGAGGUCAACAAUUCUUCCAACCUCACCGAUUGUAUGGAGAAGAUAAAGAAAAAGUACAACAAUUAUGACAUCCAGAUACAAAUGAAAGGCUACAACUUCACUUUAUUGGUAAAACCAACAGAGGAUAUCCCAGAUAACUUGCAGGAAUCACAGGAACUCAUGAAAGAGCUGAGUCGGGCAACAAAGGUUCUUAUUAGUAGUCAGACAAAGCUGGGAGGUAUGGUGUUCUCCAUGGAUCAGAUCCAAGAAGAAAUAGAUAAGAAAAUAAAGGAGGUCAAUACUGGAUACCUGGAUCAGAAACGUCUAGUAGAAAACCUCAAGGAGAACAUGAAGAACAUAGACAUAGUUAAACAAUGGUCCAUGGAGUACGAAGAAGAAGCCAGUGAGGUUCUCAAAGAGAUUGCCCACAUUGCAGGUGUUACAAUCUGAAGUAACGUAACAUAUAAUAUAUAUCCAAAAUCAAAGAUAUCUGUAUUAUCUACAAAUUUGCUUAAUUCCAAAAGGCCUUCAAAUCCUGGAAAUUCUGGAAAUAAGUAAGGCUAAGGUUACCUAAGGUGAGCAAUUUGUUGCUAUAAUGGCAACACCAAUGGUUAUUAGCUGGGCCAAGACUGUUGGUGGCCAUUUCAGGCAUGAAAUUAGGGUCUGUUGAAGAUGGGACACAAUGGUCGAAAGCCUCAACGCAACAGGUGCCAAUUAGGUGUGGGGCCCCAUAGCAGCCACUAUGCUAACCGCCCCCAUAGCUAUAUCUAUGCGUUUUGCCAAUCUCUGGUUGUUUUAUCUCAUCCAUUUCCAUUUCGGACCUCUGUGACUUUUCACCUGUCUGCUCCCUGGUACUAUUGUCAUUGUCAACUUUAAACUCUGAUCAUGCAUGGACCAUGUCCUCACCUGUUGUGCCCUGAUGACAAUACAAUAAACCUAGUGAUUUCAGCCCAAAACACCAGUGCCUCUAUAUAAAUGAGAAAAUCCAUCAUCUCCAUUGCUAACAUCCUAUUGUGGUUACCUUUGGAAGUUGGCUUUCCUCCCACGUACCAGAACCACACCAUUAGGUUGAUCACCUGUGAUAUAAGCUUUAAACUUGCAGAAGGAGGCACAGAGAUUUUCUGGACUGUAAAGUGUAAAGUGCAGAUGUCUGUUACAGUAUAUUUUGCCAGUGAAUGAUGCACCUUUUAGUGUACAUAUCUCAUACUUUCUGUGUGACUCGUCCUGACUCUGGCUGGCGUUUGCUAUAUCAAUUAAAUGCUAUUUUAUUGCC
Molecule: messenger RNA, 1610 nt
Organism: Bufo bufo (common toad)
Lineage: Eukaryota; Metazoa; Chordata; Amphibia; Anura; Bufonidae
Exons: 4
Coding region: 119-787 (222 amino acids)
Source: RefSeq, a predicted model, not a curated record